AUGGGUGGCCAGCUUUCCAAGGUUAUGAGCAAGAUCUUCGGAUCCAAGGAGAUGCGACUGCUGAUGCUGGGCCUCGACGCCGCCGGUAAAACAACGAUCCUGUACAAGCUUAAGCUGGGCCAGGACGUCACCACCAUUCCCACUGUCGGCUUCAACGUCGAGACCGUCACCUACAAGAACGUCAAGUUCAACGUCUGGGAUGUCGGUGGUCAGGACAAAAUCCGUCCCUUGUGGAGGCACUAUUUCAGCGGCACCCAAGGCCUCAUCUUCGUCAUUGACUCCUCCGACCGCGCUCGCAUGGACGAGGCUCGACAAGAACUGCAUCGCAUUAUCAACGACCGAGAAAUGAAGGACAGCCUGCUGCUGGUCUUUGCCAACAAGCAGGAUCUCAAAGAAGCCAUGUCACCCCAAGAAGUCACCGAAGCUCUGCAGCUCUCCAAGCUCAAGGACAAGGUCUGGUACGUUGUGCCCAGCUGUGCCACCACCGGCGAGGGUCUCCUCGAGGGUCUGGCUUGGCUGUCCAACAACGUCAAGGCCCCCGCCGCGCCCGUCAAGAAAUAA
Messenger RNA from Trichoderma citrinoviride, 561 nucleotides. RefSeq names its product ARF/SAR protein. The transcript has 3 exons. The record is from RefSeq and is a predicted model, not a curated record. Gene Ontology annotation, biological process: vesicle-mediated transport; intracellular protein transport. Gene Ontology annotation, cellular component: cytoplasm. Lineage: Eukaryota; Fungi; Ascomycota; Sordariomycetes; Hypocreales; Hypocreaceae. Gene Ontology annotation, molecular function: GTP binding; GTPase activity. The coding region runs from base 1 to 561 and encodes 186 amino acids.